Strongylocentrotus purpuratus (purple sea urchin) is the source of this 3041-nucleotide messenger RNA. Its product is annotated as IgGFc-binding protein. The transcript has 8 exons. The record is from RefSeq and is a predicted model, not a curated record. Lineage: Eukaryota; Metazoa; Echinodermata; Echinoidea; Camarodonta; Strongylocentrotidae. The coding region runs from base 228 to 1895 and encodes 555 amino acids.
AUGCGUGUUAUGCGCAGCGAUCCAGUAGCAGAGAGGGGUAACGAAUUUUGAGCAGGCGAUCUUUUGAACGGAAGUGUAGACAGAAUAAGGCAUUCUCAUACAUUCGCACUUUGACGUCCAGCCUGUGCAGUCAAGCCGGCGAUUUUCAUCUCAAUUUUUAUUUUUUGUUUUCUGCGGAACCAUAUUUGUUUUACUCCAGCCCUGUGGAAGAUUUCUAGGAUUCAAAGAUGGGUGUUAUAUUCUAUCUCACCAUUGCGCUAACUGCAAUGUUAGCGACGCUAUCUCAAGCCCAACGUGCGCAAGCCCCUCUUGACACGACCGGUAAGGAGUUCGUCUUCGCCUUCCAGAGUAAUUUUCAGAACAAGAGACCAGACAAGCUAUCCCUGCUGAUAGGAGCCAAUGAACCAGGACUUACAAGGGUUCAGAUUGAAGCACCAAACUUUAACUGGCAGCAGACUGUACAGCUACAGCACAAGCAGGUAAGGAACGUCGAUAUUAAUCCAGACGUUGCUGCUCGAGGGGCUGGGCCAGUCAACGGUACCCUGAUCGUAAGGGCCACCAAAGAUGUGUCAAUCAGUGGGCUCAACUCGCUCACCAUGACAAACGAUGCCUUCUUGGCUAUCCCAACUCAUGGUCUUGGUCAGGAAUACUAUGUGGCAUCUUACGACCCGGUCCCUAUCGAAAUGUCACAGUUCCUGAUCACAGGUAUCCAGCCUGAUACAUCCGUAAAGAUCGUCCUUCAAGCCAGGCUUCAACAUAACUCACAAUGGUACAGCAAGGGACAAACCCUGACCGUCAAUGUAGGAAAGUACCAGUCCAUCCAGUUCCAGAGUCAGGAAGAUCUUACAGGAACAAAGAUCACAUCCACCAAGCCCCUCAGCGUCAUGUCUGGAGCUUCUUGCACUCUCGUCCCAACCCAAGUGUACAGAUGCGACCAUCUUGUGGAGCACCUGCCACCUUUCAACACAUGGGGUAAGAGAUUUACCCUCCUACCAUUCUCCAACCGAUCCGGUGGUUUCAUCUUUAGAAUCAUCGCUGGUCGUCCAUCAACUACAGUACACAUCAUGGGUAAUAAUGUCCAACUCCAGUUCGAAGGUAGCUUCAGGGAAUUCAAUCAACCAGCUUCACUAAAGACCACACUCCAGUCAGACAAACCCAUCAUGGUUGUCCAGUACGCCAAGGGAAUGCAGAAGGAUAACAACGGAGAUCCCUUCAUGACCCUCAUCCCACCUGUCGAGCAGUACAUGGAGAAGGAGAUCACCUUCGGUUCUUUCAAUCAGUCAGGAACAGACAUGCUCAACAUGUUUGCCGGAGUGUCCUUCACCUCACCAGCUCUCUUCACCAUGAGUCUCAACGGAAAGCCAGCAUUUGAACCCAGUACGGGAAUCCCAGGCACCGGUAUCUCGAGAACAUUCACAGCUGACGCAACCGUUCCCCUUGACGACGUCCGAAACAUCCUGACAAAUUACGAGAAGGAUGUUCGUUUCAUGGCCGUCAUCUACGGGUUCGCCAGUGGCACAUCCUUUGGUUACCCAGCGGCUUAUCAGCUUAGGCAACUCACAUGUACCCGACCUGGAAGGCAGGGUCCAGAGGCCGAGUAUGAUUGCCCAGAAACACACCGACGUCCCCGACCCACUGCACCUGUUGUACCCGUAGGGCCCGGUGGAGGCGGCGACGGCGCAGCUAUGACAGGUUGUACGUCAAAGGGUGUAGUCGUGCUCGCAGCCAUUCUUCCAGCUCUUAUUGUAUUUAUAAUCAUGGUGAUCAUCCUCGUCUUCGUUCUCUACAGGAAUCCAUCGUCGCCGGAACUCCAAAAGUUCAAAAUGUUUUUUAGGGUAAACCCCCGAGAGCGGACUAUAUCUAGGUGUUCGUUCGUCAGAAACGGAAGUCUAUGAUCUAAUACUUGAUAGAAGAAUGAGGAGAAAGUUUUAACCCGUCUUUCAACGUUCCUGAAGUGCAAUACAACGGAUAUCUCUACUAUAGUAGUCUCAUCAAAUUAAACACAACAAAAUGUUGGACCAUGUGGAAAUAAUUAUCUUAAAUAACCUACAGCUUGAUACAGAGUAGAACCAAAUGGAGAGUUGUUCUCCGCUCAUGAUCGCUCGAAAAAUCAGUGUCUUUCCAAAAGCAAACUGUACAUAGGCUUUAUAUUCCAACAAUCGUUUUAUUUGUUGUUUUUCUUGGUUUGGAUAUGUGGUGCUAAAUAUUUGUACAAAUUGUAACAAAAUUGUAAGAUAGAUGGUCAACCACGAACAAAAAAAAUACAAUGAGCUGCCUUGGUUUUUUAAUACAAAAUAUCUUUUUGUCUAAAACAUGGUAAUGUCGUACCAAUUUCUAUUUGGUAAUCUAUUUCUCGUCAUUGAAGAUAAAGCGUUAUUUUAAGAAAAAUGUGUUAUUAGAAAGUUGGAAUAAUAGUAUUUGAUUUUAGCGGUGUACAUACAAUGAAAGAAUAUCUAUAUAUAGAAAUAUUAGAUUCAAUGUUUUCUUUAUUUUCUUGUUUGUUUUCUGUUUCUUUUUUCCUUUGAUUCACGAAAGGAAUUGAUGACUAUUUUCGAUCAAACUUGUGCAAGUUAUUUUGUUGUUGUUUUCGUUUAAUUUUGUAAAUAUACUUGUUUUUCUCUACGUGUGUAUUGAGUCUGUAGAAAUAAACUUUUGUAUAGAUUACUGUAAGGAUUUUUAUUUAGUAUAGUACAUCUAUAGAUGGGUUCAUAUAAAAGGGAUUAUGAAAAGUUAAGUUCUCAUGUUUCGGAAUUCAUUAUUUUUACAUAGGCUACGUGUAAAAUACAUUGCACCUAAAGUUAUUAUAAGAGGUACACCAUUCUUCCGAAGCUACACAUUCUAAUUGUUUAGGGUAUAUCAUUACCAAUUAUAGAAACGUCAAUUAUUGAAAUGGUCUUAGUUCACUAAAUGCACAGUUGAUUAUGCAAUGUCUUAGAGAACAGGAUGUGUGCAUUCCACGAUUUCAAAGUGUGUAUGUUUGUAUCGAUUUUAUACAAAAUAACAUGAUGAAAUGAAAAACCCAAUAAAUGUUUUAUUUCUUA